CUCACCGGACGGCGACCGGAGAACGAGUACGACGAAGGGGUUGGAGGCGCGCGGCGGGGGAGUCUGUUGCGUCGGCGAUCGAGCUUCUUCGAUCUCAUGGCGCCCCUGGCUGCACUCCACCGACGCAAUAAUGCCGCCUGCUGCAGCUGCAGGUGGAGGAAGAGGAACACACGCCAUGUGCGGGAGCCACGAGGCGGCCACGUGAGCUAGCGCAGAAGCCGUCCGUUUCUUCCCCUUCUCGAUCCAUGGGGAUUCUGGUCGGGACCCAGCAGCAAGAGUGGCCAUGCCUGAUUAUUUCGCCCCUCCCUGGUCACAUGGAAUCCCUUUGACGAAUUUGGCCCUACUCCUCCGUGGAUGGCGUGGCUGCACACCGUAGCCAAGCAGUACUACUACGGCCUCUGCUUCUACCUGCACUGCAAUGGUGGUUGGCUGGUCGCGGUCCUCGUGGGAGUGUCGUUGAUGAACUACCGCAUGGUGACAUAAUUCUCCCCUGAAGACUUCCUGCACAAGUGAAGACGACAGUGCUGUGUCUGAUCUGCAAGGAGGAGAUUAGGCUUACCACCCAAGCUCAGAUCAAUUGCUCUGAUUUUUUUCUCAUUGUUUACAGCUCCCGUGCAAUUUGUAGCCAACGAAGAGAUCCGACAGAGAGGGAAGAAGGACCAGAUCAAGGGAGAUGCCAAAUGAACAACCUGCAGUGUCCGGCAGAUCAUCGGGGAGAUGCCAAAUGAACAUUAUUCUAGGAGCCACUUUUGCAAGGGGAUGCGCAAGUGCUUGUGUGUGUGUCACAUGGGGAUCACACCUAAUCAUCAUUUGGUUUUUCCUCGGGCCUCUGGAUGAACCACAUCAGGUCAAAUUGUGCUUUCUUCAGAUCAACAUGGCCUGCUGUGGAGUGAGACUGCAGUAAACAUAGUUUUGGGUUUCUCGACAAGACCCAACACAAAAAGAACACAUGUGAAAGUGAACAUUGGGAAGCAUAAACCGCAGAGAUCACCAGGCCAGGAAAGAAGGAGAGACAGACAUAAAGAAGAAGCCUACUACUGUACUAUAAAACUCCGUAUAAUAUACUCCGGUCUGGGUGAAAAUACUGGAGAGUAGUAUAGACACUGCAAUACAAGUGCAGAGUACACACUUAACGCUGCAAAGACUCCGGUGGUGAGUGCUGACCUGACCAUAGACCAUAGGCAAUGGGGGUGACGCUGUGAGAUGGGAUCUUGCUUCCAUUGCCACCAGUCACUGUCUGCCGUCUCCCACAGAGUCCACUGCGUGGGAUUAUUAAUCUGUCUUCGUAUGCUCUGAGGCUGGUUCAGGGUUUCAUCCAUUCUGCUGCAUCUAUCAGGAAAUUCGUGGAUGGGAGGUAGACUGAUUACAAAUUGGGAAAUUAUGUGCGCCUUUUGGGCUCCUGGCUAUCCGCUUUGCCCGGAAGCAUGACAUACUCCACAGCAGUUCGAAUCCUUGCUCUGGAGCUGCAGAAUCAUAUUGUGUCGUCAAACAUGAUAUACCACUUGGGCAUGGGUAUGGCUGCUCAGUUCUGAGCAACAAAGAAGUUCGGACAUAUCGUGCCAUCUGUGGUGGUGGUUUACGUUGCUCCUCUCGACCAAUGGCGACUUUAGUCCGUCAUGAUUCGAAUUCAACACGGUACUCAUGGUUGUGGGUUAGCCAUAUCAGCCCGAAAAACUCCAAGUGGCUUCAGGAGAAUCUUACUGACAUGGAUGUGAUGGUCAAAGCGAUGAUUAAACUUAUCAAUGAAGAUGCCGACUCUUUUGCAAGGAGAGCAGAAAUGUACUAUAAGAAACGCCCCGAGCUCAUGAAACAUGUGGAAGAAUUUUACAGAGCAUACCGUGCUUUAGCCGAAAGGUAUGAUCAAGCUACUGGAGCACUCCGGCAGGCCCAUCGAACAAUUUCAGAAGAGUUUCCAAAUCAGAUGCCAUCAAUGUCUGAGGAGUCGCCCUCAAGCCAAGAAGUUGAGCCACGUACACCAGAGAUGCAGAUACCCUUACGUGCACCAUUUGAUCCUGAUGAUCUGCACAAGGAUGCACUUGGUGUGUCACCACAGCUAUUUACUGUCAAGAGGAGUGGUACACACCCUGAUGAAAUAAGUUCAAGUCGCAAAGGUCUUAAACAGUUCAAUGAUUUGUUUGCAAGCUGCGACAGUGCCCAUCGUGUCAGUUUUCCUGAUGGGAAAGUAAGAAAAGGCCUCAGUUUUGAAAGUCCAGAUGCUAAAGGGAAAGAAGAUGAUAUCAUGAAACUGCAACAAGAAAUUUCCAAAUUAUUAGCGGAGAGUCAAAGUCUGAAACAGCAGGUUUCAUCUGAGUCUCAGCGGGCAAACAAUGCUGAGAGUGAAAGCCAAAGCCUCAAGGACACCAUCUCAUGUUUGAGGUCCGAGAAAGAUGCAGCCCUUCUGCAAUACAGUGUAUCCACUGAAAGAUUUUCGGCUUUAGAGUCUGAGCUCUCAAAGGCACACACCGAACUUAAGAAACUCUCUGAUUAUAUGGUGAUGGAAGUUGAGAAGCUAAACUGUGCUGAAUCACGUAACAACACAAUGCAAUCUGAGCUUGAGAUUUUGAACCAGAAGAUCGGGUUGCAAGAGCAAGAGCUUGCACAAUGUAGAAAGGAGAUGGAGAUCUUCCACUCUAGUCUGCAAGAUGAAAGUGCCAAGCGCAAACAGGCUGAAGAUGAUCUGUGCACCAUAGAGAAAGAGUACAGUAAAUCUCAGGGAGAGGUGCGUAUGAUGGCUCUAGAGAUGAGGGCAGCAAAUGAUAGGUUGAGUGAAUUCAAGGAGGUGAAGCUUAACCUGGAGGAUACUGUAUGCGAGCUGAAGAAGGACGUUGCAAAACUUACUGAACAGAAGCAAUUUUCUGAACUCUUAAUAGAAGAACUUCAUGGCAACAUAGACUCUCUGGGGGAUUCGAAGAGGAAAAUUGAGAGGGAGAUCCAAGCCCUUACGAGCACUAUCUCACAAAUGAACACUGCAAAGGAUGUGGCUCUGCUUCAACACCAGCAGUGCAUUGAGGAGGUGUCUGAUCUAGAAUCUAAGCUCACAAAGGCACAAUCAGAGCGGGGGAAGAUUGAACUGAAGGUACAAAUCCUGGUGCAAGAACUUGAGCAGAAGGGAGAAGAAGCUGAUGCGAUACGUGCUCAGCUGCAAGAUGAACACUUCAAUCACAUGCAAAAGGAAGCAGCUCUUCUUGCAAUGGAAGACCUGCAUUCCCAGUCUCAGGAAGAGGCUAAAAGGCUGGCACAAGACCUUGCACAAUCAAACAAAAAAUUGGGUGACCUGGAACAUAAGAACUUUAAAUUGCAUAACAUGUCGCAAGAACAUGAGAGGAUGAUUUCAGAGCUGAAUUCUAAGAACGAUGCAUCACUUCUUCAACAGCAGAAGUCCUUGGAGAGAGUAUCGUGCCUAGAAGCUCAACUUUUGGUGGCACAGUUAGAAACAGAGAAGAUUGUCAAGAAAGCAGAGAAGUCCUCAAAGAGAGCAUCAUACUUGGAAUCUCAACUUUUGGUGGCACAUUCAGAAACAGAGAAAAUUGUAAAGAAAGCUCAGAUGCUGGAGCAAGAACUUGAACACAAGAACAAAGAGGUGGGUAACCUCCAAAGUACAUUGCAAGAGGAAGGCCAGAAGUGCAUCCGUGCCGAAACAGCUUUUCGCAGAGUAGAGCACCUACAUUUGCAGUUGCAGGAAGAAGCCAAGACUCUAGCACAAAAUCUUGAAACCUUAAGCAACAAGCUUGGCGAGGUUGAAAAUGAAAGGUUGGAUCUGCAGAACAUUUCACGAGAACUCAAGAGCACCAUUUCAGAGAUGCAUUCUGAGAAAGAUGCAAUGCUACUCCAACACCAGCAAUCCUCAGACAGAGUUUCUUGUUUAGAGGCACAGCUUUUUGGUAUACAGUCAGAACUGGAGAAAAAUCAGCAGAAAGUCCAGUUGCUGGAGCAACAACUCAAACACAAGAAAAAGGAGGUGAAUGGGCUCCAAAAUAAUUUGGAAGAGGAAAGCCAUAAACGAAUGCAUGCGGAAGCAGAACUUACCAUGGUGAAAAACCUGCUUUCCAAAUCUCAGGAAGAAGUGCGUAGGCUUGUUAUGGAUCUUGAAAAUCUAAACAAUAAGUUCAGCGACGUGCAGGACAGCAAGCUGGUUGUAGAGGAAUUAUCAUGUGAACUUAGGAACGCCAUCUGUGUUUUGAAUGCCGAGAAAGAGGCAGCACUUGUUCAACAGCGUCUGUCCUUUGAAAAAGUAUCCGACCUGAAUUCAGAAGUCUCGAAGAUACAGUUGGAGCUGGAGAAGACUGAGAACAAGUUGCAGAUGCUGGAGCAAGAACUUGUACAGAAGAAUGGCAUGGUGGAAUUUCUGCAGUCAAGUCUGCAAGAAGAGGGCAAGAAGCGUGUGCAAGCUGAGACAUUGCUGUUCUCAAAUAAGAAUCUGUACUCUCAGUCACAACAAGAAGUAAAUAGGCUGGCUCUGGAGGUCGGGACACUGAACAGAAAGCUGAAUGAGGUGGAAACCCUAUCUUCCGAGCUUAAGGACACCAUCUUGCUUCUGAAUUCCGAGAAAGACACAACUCUUCUUAAGCACAAGCAGUCCUUGGUAAGAACAUCUGAUCUGGAAUCUGAACUUUCAGAGGUACAGGUUGAACUAAAGAAUGCUGAACAGAAAGUGCAAAUGCUGGACAAGGAACUCAAACAGAAGAGAGAAGAGGUGGAUAGCUUGCAGAUUAGCCUCGGCGAUGAAGCCCAGAAGCGUACUGAGGGUGAAGAAGCUCUUCUCAUGAUGACUAAUGAACAUUCUAAUUCUCGGGUAGAAGUAAAUAGAUUAGCUCUAGAGAUUAGCAUGCUGAACAGAAAGUUGAAUGAAGUGGAAAACGUGUCUUCGGAGCUUAAGAAAACUAUCUCGCUGCUGAACUCCGAGAAGGGCACGGCUCUUCUUCAGCAGAAGGAGUCCUUGGUGAGAGUAUCUAAUCUGGAAAUUAAACUCUCUGAGGUGCAGGCUGAACUAGAGAGUUCUGAACAAAAAGGGCAAAUGCUUGAUAAAGAACUCAAAUUGAAGAGAGAAGAGGUGGAUGCCUUGCAGACUAGCCUGAAAGAUGAAGCACAGAAGCACAUUGAAGGUGAAGCAGCUCUUCUUAUGAUGACAAAUCUGCAUUCUCAGUCUCAGGAAGAAGUGAGUAUGUUGGUUUUGGAGAUCGAGAGGCUGAAUGGCAAGUUGAAUGAGAUGGAGAACAGUAAGAUGGACCUUGAGAACAUGAUAUCCAAGCAUGCAGAGGAUAACCGUAUCCUUGGUGAACAAAAUCUUUCUUCUGAAUCAAUUAUCAGAGGUCUUCAUGAUGAACUGGAUAUGUUAAAGGAAAUGCAAGUAAAUCUUAAAAACGAAGUGGGGCUCCAAAUUGGCGAAAAUGAAGUGCUUCAACAACAAUUGACCCAUCAGAUAAGAGAUAAGGAAAUUCUGGGGAAGCAGUACUGUUCACUGGAAAUAGAGAUGGAGGCACUAAAUAGAAGAGCAGCAACACUCCAGCAGGUGCUUGAGGAAAAAGUAUGUGGCAUGGAGAAACUAUCAGACGAGUUUUCAAUCUUGAAGAAAUCAUUUUCAAAUGCAAUUGUUGAAAUGGAAGCUCUGAAGGAGACUGUAAAAGAACUGGAAGAUUCGGAAAGCUCACUCAAGUAUGAUGUUUCCUUGCAUAGUUCUGAGAAGGAUGCUCUAGCUCUAGAACUGCAUGUCCUUAAUAAAAAGUAUGCUGAAGUUUCGGAGCAAAAGUCCAUGUUCGAGACUUCAUUCUCUAAUGUGAACUCUGAGCUUGCAGAAUUGAGAAUGAAGUUAGAAGCUUCAGAAGAAUUGUCUCAGUCUUAUCUUGCUGAAAAGGACAAUAUUCUCUCCCAGCUGGAGAGCACUACACUGUCUAUGAAAUCUCUGGAAGAUGAGCAUGGUGAUCUGGGAGACAAGCACUCAUCCUUGUUGGCAGAGAAAGAUCUCUUAUAUAGUCAACUUAGGAAUCUACAAGAUCAGCUGGAAAUUAGAAAUGAACAGCAUGAAGCUUUGCUCAGGUUGCACCAAAUACAGAUAAAUGACUUUGAAGUGGCAGUUUCUUCUCUGCGAGAGAAAAUCUGUCAUAUGGACCAGAUGCUUGACCAAGAACAGCAAGAAUGUACAUAUGCUUCUAUCAGUGCAUUGAUCUUGCAUAAUAGUUUGGCCGAUGUGAAAGACAAAAACUUUGCUCUCUUUGAUGAAUGCCAGAAGUUCAUGGAGGCCACUCAUUCGGCAGAGGCAAUGAUAGCACGGCUCGAGGAGGAAGCCAAAAAUGAAGAAGAGGAGAAGAAAGCAUUGUUGAAUCACAACAAGAGCCUAAGGGAUUGGAUCUCACAGCAAAUUAAGAUCCUCAAUAUCUGUGAGGACUUGGGGCGUCCUGGUGUGGUUCAUGAUGAAAUUAUGCUGCAGACUUUGUCUCUUGAAACUUUCAACCAUGUAAAGCAUAAGGAGGAAAGUGAACAUAGAAAUGUCUUCAUGGAGGCUGAGCUAUCUGUUCUUGGAACAAUUCUUACACAGAUAGUACUUGACUCCAGAGAUCUGCACUGGCAGAAGUGUGAACUUGAGAAAGAAGCAGAGACAGGAGCGGCAGAAUUACUUAUUCUGCAAAACAAAAAUCAUGAGCAUAUUAAGUUGAAUGAACAACUGGGGCAAAGGUUGCAGCAAGGUAGCGAAAGGGAGGAGAAAUUGAAGAUUGAACUCAAUAGUGUCAUUGCACAGUUGAUGCAGAAGGAUGAUAAGCUAUGCAAAGCAGAUGAGAAGAAUCAAUCCUUGCAAGAGACAAACCAGGAACUGUGCAGAGUUCUCAGGGAUCUUGAGGCUUCUAUGGAAGAUGCAAAAGGGGUAAAAGGUGAACUUGAGAAGGUAAUUACAACACUAACUGAACAAGUUGCUGAAAGGGAUAAUGAUUUUCUUCUUCUUUGCGAAGCAAAAGUGGCGUUGCAAGGAGAAGUUGACAUUCAUAAACAGAAGGAAAAGAGUUUGAUGUCUACACUUGAGAUGGUGACAGCAGAAGCUGAGCAGCAUGAAAAGGAAAUUGUUUCACUGGUGAGUGAUAUGAUAACUUGUUCAGUGAAUGUCAUGAUCUACGAGGAACACUUACUUGAGCUGAUGAUGGAAUGCGAGGCUCUUGAGAUAAGAAUGAUUACCGAAAGGGCAAUGCUAAUGAAAGAAAUCUCCUCAAGGAAUUCAUAUGUUGAUGACCUUCACAAAAGGAUUGCUAGCAUGGGAGGAGAAAACGCAGAACUAAAGGCCGAGAUGAGCAUAUCUCAGCAAUUUGUAGCAUCUCUGUCUGAUCAGCUAGCCAGGCUGGAAGAAGGCACUCUUUUACUUUCAGAACUUAAUAAAGAAGGCAAAUUGGAAUUUGUGCAAGAGGACAGACGUGGUUCGGAAUCUCAAGACAAAUCAUCUGGUGUUUUGGAGUUGCAAAACUUAAUUGCAAGAGUUGAAGCACUCCGAGUUGUAAUAUUAGAUGCCAAGGACCGCCGAGAUAAGGAGUUUACUGAAUCUGCUGCCAAAUUGGAAGCAGCUAAUGUAGAAAUUGAAGAUCUUAAAACAAGAAAAGUCUCAUGCACUGAACGCAAAGAGCAAAACAUGGAUGAUGAUAGGCAAAAAUAUGAUGCUGAUAACUCCAAAGGGAAGCAAGUGCAGAUAAUGAAAGAUAUUGAACUGGAUCAGGUAUCUACUUGUUCACGUUACGGCACUGGAGCCACUGUCUACCCUCUUGGUGGUGAUGCAAAUGCAGAGCUUGAUGAUGAGAUGCUUCAACUCUGGGAGACUGCAGAGAAGGAUUGCAAGAACCAAACAGCAAAAUCUUCAUCAUCUGAACAUGACAUACAGGCGGUGGAGGAGGUAAAGAGUGAGUACCCUUCCUUUGAACUAGCAAGAGGAAGAGACCUAGGGAUUGACAGACUCGAGAUGUCAACAGCAUCCCUGGAACCUCAGCAAUUAUGGAGCAAGAAUGUUCUUGAGAAGCUCACUACCGAUGCUCAGGGGCUGUUAAUCAUCCAAGCAAGCAUUGAGGAAGUGAAGCAGAAAAUUGAGGGAACAUUGAAGGGAAAGUCUCCCACGAGCUCCGAGUACAGCAGCGUUCGAUCUCAACUGCAGGAGAUCGAGGGUUCUGUCAUGGAACAGAUAGAUUUCAACAACAGUUUGACAAAGAAGGCUGAGAAUUAUCCUGCAUUUGAGGUAAAUGCUGAGCUAGAAGGCUAUUCCAGCAGAAGGAGAAUAUCGGAGCAGGUCCAGAAAGGAUCAGAAAAGGUUGCAAGGUUGGACCUCGAACUUCAGAAGAUACAAUACGUCUUACUGAAACUCGAGGAAGAGUAUGAGUACAAAAGGGUCAAAGUCUCUGACAAGCGUUCGCGGUUGCUCUUGAGGGAUUAUGUAUAUGCAAGAAAGGACAAAAAUGAUGCUGCGCAGAAGAAGAAGAGUAGGGUUCCCUUCUGUGGUUGUGUUCGUCCGAAAACAAGAACUGAGCCUUGAUGGUUUUGUUCUGUAGGCAGCAGGAGGAAGAAGCUCUAGAUGUCAGCCCAAUAGGCUCAUGUUCUUACUGCUUUGGGCAGAAAGUGAUGUUUUUAGGAUCCCUCCUGUAAUGAAUUGGCAUGGUAAUACUAAACUAAGGAACUCUGCGUAAAAAGUCUUGUCCUUGUUCAUAAAUGAGGCAAUGUUGGCUAGUUUAACGAAUUGAUCUUACUGAUAAUGUGAUGAAUCGAAGCAUUGUGUAUUAUUUUUGUUUCCC
Molecule: messenger RNA, 8750 nt
Organism: Brachypodium distachyon (stiff brome)
Lineage: Eukaryota; Viridiplantae; Streptophyta; Magnoliopsida; Poales; Poaceae
Product: protein NETWORKED 1D
Exons: 7
Coding region: 1598-8494 (2298 amino acids)
Cellular component (GO): plasma membrane
Molecular function (GO): actin filament binding
Source: RefSeq, a predicted model, not a curated record